This is a messenger RNA of Thrips palmi, 2322 nucleotides long. Its product is annotated as glucose dehydrogenase [FAD, quinone]-like. The coding region runs from base 348 to 1904 and encodes 518 amino acids. The transcript has 9 exons. Gene Ontology annotation, molecular function: flavin adenine dinucleotide binding; oxidoreductase activity, acting on CH-OH group of donors. NCBI's taxonomy places the organism in Eukaryota, Metazoa, Arthropoda, Insecta, Thysanoptera, Thripidae. The record is from RefSeq and is a predicted model, not a curated record.
ACCAGAACGAUGGACGGGUCCGUGACACACCCGCCGCUGCAGUACUCGGCAUCGUGCAGCUCGACGCCGCUCAUCACGUUCGCCACUUUGCUGGUGGGCUACAUCAACGGAAACCUGUCCCGCGAGUUCUUCAGUCGAGCAGAAAAGUCCUACGACAAGCCCAACCGCCGGAGACGUACGACUUCGUGAUCGUCGGCGCCGGAUCGGCCGGCUGCAUCAUAGCGGAGCGCCUGUCCCGCGUGAGCAAUGUCACGGUGCUGUUGCUGGAGGGGGGCGGCACGCAGCCCGUGGGACGGACGCCCCGGGGCCCCCUUUCGCUCUACAUCACCUCCAACGUGGUCGAGUUCAUGCCUAGUACUCCCGAGGCCACUAACUGCGGUGGGAAAGGGUGUGUGUUCCCGCUUCCUUUCGGCACUGGUGGUGGGUCGUCUGUCAACGGUAUGAUGUACGUUCGGGGAUGCUCGGGUGACUUCGACCGCUGGUGUGCUCUGGUCGACGACCCGCGUUGGUGCUACACAAACGCGCUCAACUACUUCAAACGCUCCGAGAAAAACUUUGAAAUAAUUUCACGAUACCACUCUGCGUUGGGGCCGAUGAGCGUCUCGUGGCCGCCCCACAAUUAUGGGACCGCGAAAGCGUUUGAGGGAGCCUUUGCUGCCAAGGGAUACAGCCGCGUGGAUGACAUAAACGGUCCAGGCCAGAUCGGCUACUCGCGGAUUCAGACGACGACCGGCUGCGGAAAGCGCAGUAGCACAUACCGGGCAUUUGUUGAGCCUGCACUGAAGAGUAAUCGUCCGGGUCUGACAGUCCUGACGUACGCGGACGUACAGAAGGUAUUGCUUCGAGAGGGGACCAACGCUGGGGACCCGCCGUUGGCGUACGGCGUGGAGUACACCGAUGCUGGUGGUGUGGAUCGGACGGCCUAUGCUGCUAAAGAAGUAAUCAUCACCGCUGGUGCGCUGCACUCUCCGCAGAUUCUCAUGUGUUCUGGCAUCGGUCCAUGCUCUGAUAUAGAGGCUGCGAACUUGAGAUGCUGGGUGGAUCGGCCAGGUGUCGGUCAGAACCUGCAAGACCAUCCGCGGCCCACCGCCAUGGAGUUCAAGUGUCCCUUGUGCGACGUGGACUGGAACACUCGAAAGCGGGAUCUGAAUGAAUACGAUCUGUUACAUUUGGGCGCCCUGACCGAGGCCGCCAUUUUGCAACUGACGGCCUUUGUCAAUACUGGCAUCGAGGGGGCUGGCCUGCCCGAGAAGUGCCCCGAUCUGCAGAUCAUACUGCUCGGUGCCACGGAAAGCAAGGAUGGCGAGCGGUGCAUGGACAACGACGUGUGGAGGCACAACAUCGUCAAGUGGCUGCCGGCCGUUCUUCACCCUGAAAGUCGUGGUGAGGUGACUCUCGACCCGUCCGACCCCUUCGGACGGCCCGUGGUGACGCUGGGGUACUUCACCUCCCAGAACGACGUGAAGGUGGCCAUCCGGGGCCUGGAGAUGGGCGUCGCCAUGGCGGACGAGCUGGCCAAGAGAGGCCUUAUCCUUGACCGCACGCCCAUACCCCCAUGCAGGGACUUCGAGUUCGCGACGCGAGAGUACUGGGAGUGUGCCAUCAACGCGACCAGCUAUACGCUGUGGCACUUUUCCGGGACGUGCAGUAUGGGCAAGAUAACGAAUCCGCUGGCGGUAGUCGACUCGUCUCUCCGCGUCAUCGGCGUCGACGGACUGAGCGUUUGCGACGCCUCCGUCAUGCCGUUCGUUACGAGCGGCAACACCAACGCCCCCACCUGCAUGAUCGCCGAACAGUGUGCUGACCUCGUCCGGGCGCGCCACGGCCUGCCCGAGUACCGAGAAUCGCCAUUCCCAGAACCACCGUUCCAAGACCCGCCAUUCUCAGAGCCACCGUUCGGCUAAUGUUGUUACAGCCAAAGUGAUCUGUAGCCCAGCCCGCCCACCCCGAGAAGACAUCGUUGCGUUUUUAUUCGUAUCCAAGCUCUAACCUGUUCUGACCUUUGAAAGCAUGUAGCACGCUCGCUUUUGUUGACCCGCAAGGCAAUGAAUUUAUAAAAUAUCAAUUGUAAUGCAAGGGAGGUGUAUGCAAGACAUUGGCUUGGCGUAACACGCUCUAAGAAAAUAUUGUGAAUUUACGAAAUGUCAGUACACGAUGUUUCAUUUAAAAAAACGUUAUUGUUUUGUCAGUUUACAAAACGAUCGCAAUCCUACAAAAUCAUUACAAAAUGUAUCGUAAUCCUACAAAAUCACUUUGUAAAGAGAGAGAAAUCUUCCUAAUUUGGUGAAUUUACGGACAAUAUAACUACGAAAUGUUUUGUUU